AAGAACCUACAAACCAAAAUCUCAAAUUUAUAAGUUUUAAAAACAAUUGAAAGCAAAAAGAAAUCAUCAAAGUUUCAAGACAUGAAGUUCAUGAAACUAAUGGUCAUCACAGUUGUGAUAGUCGUCAUGUCAUCUCCUAUUUUGAUCAAAUCAGAAGUGUCAUCGUCAUGUAUUCCAACAGAACUCAUGCCAUGCUUACCGGCAAUGACCACAGGAGGACAACCAACUAAAGAUUGUUGCGACAAACUGAUUGAGCAAAAGGAAUGUUUAUGUGGUUACAUUAACAAUCCCUUAUACAGUACGUUUGUUAGCUCUCCAGUUGCUCGCAAAGUUUUAGAAGUUUGUAAUAUUCCUUAUCCUAGUUGUUAAAGCUCAAUAAAUAUGUAAAACAUUAUUAGUAAUAAUAAAUCCUAAUCUUAU
This is a messenger RNA of Arabidopsis thaliana (thale cress), 420 nucleotides long. Its product is annotated as Bifunctional inhibitor/lipid-transfer protein/seed storage 2S albumin superfamily protein. NCBI's taxonomy places the organism in Eukaryota, Viridiplantae, Streptophyta, Magnoliopsida, Brassicales, Brassicaceae. Gene Ontology annotation, biological process: lipid transport. The transcript has a single exon. The record is from RefSeq and is marked reviewed. The coding region runs from base 82 to 369 and encodes 95 amino acids.